AUCAUAUUCAGUUUUAAGUUUCAAUAAUUCAGCUCCUUUAUACGAGUCACAAUGAAGGCUUUGGUUUAUGUUACGUUCUUAGUCCUGGCCGUUGCGGUCAUAGUAUCAGCUGAGGCCGAGGAGAAGAAAACCAAAACAGAGUCGGUGACAGCUGACAAAACACAAAAGAAACGUGGUCUAUUAGGAUUAGGCUACGGUUAUGGUGGUGAUUUUGAUAAUGGUUAUUUAGUUGGUCAAGGUUUAGGACAUGGUGAUUUCGGUCAUGGUGGACUCUCAUUAGGAAGUGGUCUUAUUGGCGGCGGUUAUGGUGGUUAUGGCGGUUAUGGCGGUUAUGGUGGACAACUUUUGGGUGCUGAUGUAACCAAAACAAUUACAUUAGUUAAAGGUGUACCAGUACCAUAUCCAGUUACAAAAACUGUUGGAAUUCCAAUUGAAAAACCAGUACCUUAUCCAGUGAAAGUAGCAGUACCACAACCCUACCCAGUUGAAAAACACGUUCCAUACCCAGUCAAAGUAUUAGUUAAAGAACCUUAUGCAGUUCCACAACCCUACCCAGUAUACAAACACGUACCAUACCCAGUUAAAGUACCAGUUGACCGUCCAUACCCAGUCAAAGUAUUAGUACCACAACCAUACCCAGUUGAAAAACACGUACCAUACCCAGUGAAAGUACAUGUACCACAACCCUACCCAGUUGAAAAACCAGUUCCAUAUCCAGUUGAAGUAAAAGUACCAGUACCACAACCAUACCCAGUCAUCAAACAUGUUCCAGUUGAAGUAAAAGUACCAGUUGACCGUCCAUAUCCAGUCCAUGUACCACAACCAUACCCAGUACAUGUUGAAAAACACGUACCAUAUCCAGUUGAAAAACCAGUACCAUACCCAGUCAAAGUACCAGUUGAUCGUCCAGUACCAUAUCCAGUUGAGAAACCAGUUGCAUACCCAGUCAAAGUACCAGUACCACAACCCUACCCAGUAAUUAAACAUGUACCAUAUCCAGUAGAAAAACCAGUUGCAUACCCAGUAAAAGUACCAGUUGACCGACCAUACCCAGUACAUGUAGAAAAACCAGUACCAUAUCCAGUUGAAAGACCAGUACCUUACCCAGUUAAAGUACCAGUUGCAGUACCAGUCCACGAACACCACGGUCACUCCGAAUACUCAUAUGGAGGUGGUUAUGGACAUGGCAGUUACAGUAGUUAUCAUUAAAUAAAUUUAAACUGUGGUAUUAUUUUUUGUGGAAGAAUGGAUAACAAUUUGGAUUGACGAAAAAAAAUCAUCAUCAUAUAUCUUAUGGAGAUGAAAAGCAAAAAAAAACUCUCUCUAAAUGGAUCAAACUAGGUGGAAUUUUUUAAUAUUUAAUAUUUUUUUUUGUAAUUGAAUGCUGAGGAACUGAUUUUGAUUAUUUUUUUAAUCUGUCUUUUGUUACCUGAAUCUAUUUUAGAACUAUUUUUUAUCUCAUUUUUUUUUAUAAUUUUUCUCGUUGAAACUUUUUAUUUUUUAUUUUUUUAUUUUAUUUUCUCUAUUUUUUCCUCUUGUAUUACGUAAUAAGAGCCUCGAAAAAUAGUAUUUUAUUGUGUAUUAUAUAAUUUAUAUUUAAAACUGAAAAAAAUGAUAAAUAAAUGAAAAAAAAAUGAAGGAAUCCCCCUUUUACCAACAACAACGCCCAAAUGUAUAAAAUAUAUUU
Molecule: messenger RNA, 1687 nt
Organism: Chrysoperla carnea
Lineage: Eukaryota; Metazoa; Arthropoda; Insecta; Neuroptera; Chrysopidae
Product: repetitive proline-rich cell wall protein 2-like
Exons: 2
Coding region: 52-1209 (385 amino acids)
Source: RefSeq, a predicted model, not a curated record